CAAACGAUAUCUCGUAGGAGAGUUUAACGGCACGCUUGUCGUUUAUCCGUUAGUUCGUAAUAUUUAUGCUUGAAAAUAUACAGAAUGAACAGAUUCGAAUAUGACAUCACAACUCUGAUAGAAUGCGUUGAAGAAAGACCCUGUUUAUGGGAUCAAUUCAGGGAAGAAUAUAAGGAUACGCUACUGAAGAAGAAGGCAUGGCGGGAGGUAUUCGAGCAUCUUCAAGAAGAUUACAACCAAUUGGACUGGUCAAGUCAAAAAAAAAUUGGAGACGCCAUUAAGUCGAAAUGGCAGAAUAUAAGGGAUGCCUUCGUGAGAUCACUCAGGCGUGAAGGUGAUUCAGGAUUUCAUCGAAAAUAUAUCUAUUAUGACGACCUCCAUUUUUUGCUGAAAGUUCUACAGAAAGAUGACUAUUUAACCAAUAUGGUCAAUAUGGAAGACGCGGAAAUCAAAGUUGAGUGCGAUCCGAUCUCACUAGACGCUCCAUCGACUUCCAAAGAAGUGUCGUGUCAAAAUCCAAUAACCUGGUCGAAUACGAAAAGGAGACGACUAGAAUUUCUGGAACUGGAAACCUCGCAGAAGCCCAAAACGGAAUCUUCAACAUUAGACGAAGACGAAGCUUUUUUUUUGUCCUUAUUACCUUCCGUGAAGAAAAUGUCCGAUGACGAAAAGUUGGAUUUUCGAAUGGGCGUCCUCCAGGUUAUUCAAAAAGUGAGGCAGAAACGGAAUGGAAUUGCGAGUGAAUAUAAAAAAUCCCCUAAGAAUUCAUAACUGAUUUUCCCGGAAAAAGUG
Molecule: messenger RNA, 792 nt
Organism: Coccinella septempunctata (seven-spotted ladybird)
Lineage: Eukaryota; Metazoa; Arthropoda; Insecta; Coleoptera; Coccinellidae
Exons: 2
Coding region: 85-771 (228 amino acids)
Biological process (GO): regulation of transcription by RNA polymerase II
Cellular component (GO): nucleus; transcription regulator complex
Molecular function (GO): DNA binding
Source: RefSeq, a predicted model, not a curated record